Messenger RNA from Macrobrachium nipponense, 1041 nucleotides. Its product is annotated as zinc finger protein 786-like. The record is from RefSeq and is a predicted model, not a curated record. Lineage: Eukaryota; Metazoa; Arthropoda; Malacostraca; Decapoda; Palaemonidae. The transcript has 2 exons. The coding region runs from base 1 to 1041 and encodes 346 amino acids.
AUGCGAUCACUCCAGAGAUUUGCAAUGAGAGGCAUAACGGGCAGUGGGACUGAGGCUCGCAACUUUGCGGUGUCUACAAUCCUCCAAGGACUUUAUGGUGUCCACAAUCUUCCAAGGACAUUAAGGUUUCCACAAUCUUCAAAGAACUUUGCGGUGUCCACAAUCUUCCAAGGACUUUACGGUGUCUACAAUCUUCCAAAGACUUUAUGGUGUCCACAGUCUUCCAAGGACGUUACGGUGUCCACAAUCUUCAAAGAACUUUCCGGUGUCCACAAUCUUCCAAGGACUUUACGGUGUCUACAAUCUUCCAAGGACUUUAUGGUGUCCCCAAUCUUCCAAGGACGUUACGGUGUCCACAAUCUUCAAAGAACUUUCCGGUGUCCACAAUCUUCCAAGGACUUUCCGGUGUCCACAAUCUUCCAAGGACUUUAUGGUGUCCACAAUCUUCCAAGGACUUUACGGUGUCCACAAUCUUCUAAGGACUUUAUGGUGUCCACAGUCUUCCAAGGACUCUUCGGUGUCCACAAUCUUCAAAGAACUUUGCGGUGUCCACAAUCUUCCAUAGACUUUAUGGUGUCCACAAUCUUCCAAGGACGUUAUGGUGUCUACAAUCUUCAAAUAACUUUGUGGUGUCCACAAUCUUCCAGAGACUUUAUGGUGUCAAUAAUCUUCCAAGGACGUUACGGUGUACACAAUCUUCCAAGGACUCUACGGUGUCCACAAUCUUCAAAGAACUUUGCGGUGUCCACAAUCUUUCAAAGACUUUACGGUGUCCACAAUCUUCCAAGGACUUUAUGGCGUCCACAAUCUUCCAAGGACUUUAUGGUGUCCACAAUCUUCAAAGAACUUUGCGGUGUCCACAAUUUUCCAAGGACUUUAUGGUGUCUACAAUCUUUCAAGGACUUUAUGGUGUCUACAAACUUCCAAGGACUUUAUACGGUGUCUACAAUCUUCCAAGGACUUUAUUGUGUCUACAAUCUUCCAAGGACUUUAUGGCGUCUACAAUCUUCCAAGGACUUUGUGGUGUCUACAAUCUUCUAA